AUGCAUCUUGUUGCCAGACUCCUCGCCGUCGCGGCGACGGGCUCACUGGGAGCGCAUGCCCUGGAGACGUCGAUAUUUACCUUUCCCGGUUCUACGAGGGCGGAGCACGGCUCCGCAGGGUUCAAGCAGCAGACUAUGACGGAAGAUGUGGCGCGGCUGGUAUUGGAGCUUCGGACUGAGGCUUCGUUGCAGUUUGUGCUUGGGAAGGCUGACGCUGAGACUGUGGAUCGUCUGAAUGAAUAUUCAGGCGCACAAGAGUCUUUGUUUGGUGGAGAUGGGUCGCAAGCUACACCGAGCAGGAAUUUGGUUGUGUUCGAGGGUGUCAAUGAAGCUCUUGGUACGAGCCUCCGCAAAGCACAACCGCAUAGCAUCAUCGUCCCGCAUGCGUCCUCAGAGUUGGUGGAGGGCUCGAUUGCGGAUCGUUUAGACGCCGGAAAGAUGAAGAAGCGUUGCGCGUAUUAUUCCGGCGAUAAGGCCAAAAGUUCAGACUCCAAGUCUGCCAAGGAGUGCCUGUCUCGGGAUCCUGUGCUAUCUCAAUCCCAAGAGCUCACGCCCGAGUUCCUGAACCUACUCGCCUCGGUUGAAGUGUGGUCGAGCACUGACAACAAGAUGAGUGCCUCAACAGUCGCUCUCAAGGGAUCAUCCGACAAGACCGUCGUCUCAAAAUCGCUUCAAUCGCUUCUCCAAAGCAUGGAAAAGCUCGCUUCUUCAAAGCACCAUGAAAUCACGAUCUUGACCAUGUCCGCCUUCAAUCCGUCCGCCGACUUUGAAAAACCUGCCAAACGUGAUCACGAUCCAUCACAACAGUCACCAUACGCCACCAGCGCCCAGAGCAUCAUUCAAAAGUCCGCCCAGACCCAGGCGCUCUCUUCUGUUCUUGCCCCGAUCUGCCACGCCUCGAACUCAUCCUGCGCCGACGCUACCAACAGCUGCUCCGGCCACGGCCAAUGCUAUCUCAAGUCUUCAUCCGGGGACUCCAAGUGUUUCGCUUGCAAGUGCAAGCCUACCGUCCGCACGAGAAGUAACGGCUCCAAACAGACCGUCUAUUGGGGUGGUCCAGCCUGUCAGAAAGAAGACAUUAGCUCGCCUUUCUUCAUGAUUGCGGGUGUCACGAUCUUGGCUAUUGUCCUUGUCACCGGCGCCGUGGGUAUGCUGUUCAGCAUGGGCUCCGAGGAACUUCCCAGUGUGAUUGGUGCUGGUAUUACUGGGGCCAAGGCUCCUGCGUGA
This is a messenger RNA of Penicillium diatomitis, 1227 nucleotides long. RefSeq names its product DUF3844 domain-containing protein. The record is from RefSeq and is a predicted model, not a curated record. The coding region runs from base 1 to 1227 and encodes 408 amino acids. NCBI's taxonomy places the organism in Eukaryota, Fungi, Ascomycota, Eurotiomycetes, Eurotiales, Aspergillaceae. Gene Ontology annotation, cellular component: endoplasmic reticulum. The transcript is spliced from 4 exons.